AAAUCUGCGCUGAGAAUGUCUGAAACGGGUCUAUCCCAAACGGGACAGCGAACAAGCUGUCGGGGGAAUCCGUCCAGUGAGCAAAAUCCCUCCGGUGUUCUGGCGCUCUGGGCCCUAAUCACGCAUGUGAUGUAUGUGCAGGAUUACUGGAGGACCUGGUUAAAAGGGCUGAGGUUCUUCCUCUUCAUCGGGAUCCUCUUCUCAGCUCUCUCCGUGGUGGGAUUCUGCAUAUUCCUUGUUCUGGCCAUCACCAAGCACCAGUCCCUGACUGAUCCCAGAAGCUACUACCUGUCGUGUGUUUGGAGUUUCAUCUCCUUGAAAUGGGCCUUCCUGCUCAGUUUGUACGCUUACCGCUACAGGAACGAGUUUGCAGACAUCAGUAUCCUCAGUGACUUCUAACGCUCGGACUUCCACCCUCCCUGAAGGUGCUGGCUCUUUGACUUGCCCCCCGACCCCCGAGGCACGGCACACGCGAGAGGUGUCCGAGAGGUGGAGAAGGAUCCCACGCAGCGCUGCUUGGUUUGUCUGUCCGCAGUAGGGGUUUUUUUUCCUAAUUGCUUUUACUCAACCGUUUAAAGUCUGGCUAACGAUGUCGAUCUAGUCUCUCUCUGUAACUGCCCCUGGGAGUCCCUGUGUCUGGUAGCGAGGUGACAGAUUUUUCUUGCCCUGAAGCCUGGGAGAGUUUUCCAGCGGGGAGGAGGUCCUGGGGGCCUGCUGGGUUCAUUCCUCAUGGCUGCAGCACCCCAACAUCUUGUCCUCGUGAGUGCUGCACGUGGGCACCCCAGAUGUGUGUAGAGAAGGACCCUGCUGUGUGAAAGUUGGCUCCUUUUGUGCUGCUCUGCUCCGCAAAAGGGGAAGGGAGAGAUGAGCCCUUCUUUGUGGCAGAAGUCCCUACCUCCCUUCCAGCCAGUACCCCGCAGCUUCCAGUAUUUUCUUUUUACACAUUGUACACGAGGUCAGCUCUCCCCUGUGGUCUGGGCGAGCCCGGAGGGACGGGCCAGCAGCAGGGAAGCACUGGUCAUCUCAAAGCUCUGUCAGAGGUGGAGAAUGCUGUUUCGGGCUGCUCUCCAGGAUCAUUUUUAAAAAGGAACUUAAUACCAUAUUUAACACUCUAAAAGUUUUAGCAUGUAGAAUCAGAUGUUUGGGUGAAAGAUGCACUGUGCAAAGGCAUGAACCUCUGGAGAAACAUGAAUAUGAUUCUUCUUAAAAAAAAAAACAACAAACUUUUUGUAGGCAGCAGUGUUUCCUUUUCUUCGCUCAGCUCCCCUGUAACAGUCAGCAGGAUGAGAGCAGGGAGCCAGCCCUGCGUGGCACUGCUCCCCUCGACCUGAAACCCGGCUGGAUUUAGCGACUUCUUUAAUCCCCGCGUUUUUCUCCCCACCAGCAGCUGCCCUGAGAUGCUCAAAACCCCCAAGCAUUUGUGUGUUUCCUUGUUACCUGUUUGUGCUUCGAACCAGCUGAAGGUUUUUCUGCUCUGGCAGGAUCCAGGCUGACGUUCCGCCGUGUCGGGCGGAUGGGCCUGGCUGCUGCAGGCUGGAGAUGGCAGUUUGUAUGCCAUGAAUAAUUCUGUGGGUGGGUGCACAGAGAGGCAGGAGCAGCCCCUUCCCUCUGGUGAGCAAGGUGGGUGUUUGGAGGGGUCUCCCAGCCACAACUGUCCUGCCACAACUCCCGGGGUGCUGCUGGAGGCCCCCCCAAAGUGCCCUUUUGGUGGUUGGUGGCAGAGGGUGGGUGUCGGGACCUGCUCAGGGUUUUGUGACGGCGACUGGAAGGUCCUGUGGGCUCUCCCGUCACCCUACACCACACAAAGCUCCCAGUCUGGGCUUGGGCUUUGUCACCCUCCCCUAGGCAGGUGCUCUGUGGAAUCCCUCUCCAUGCUCAAAGGCUCCAUCCUCACCUUCGCUGCUCUGGGUUUUGCUUUGGUUCAAGCUCACAGGAAUUCCCUGGAGCCGGUGAGGGACUUUGGGGGGAGUGUUUGACGACAUCUGUUGCUCGUGUUCUCCCGUUUCUUGGGGUAGGAAGAUCCUCAGGUGACUUAACCAGAUGGAGGAACGUCGUGGGGGCUGUGUGUAAACCAAGGUUAUAGCCAGCUUUUGCCAGGGGACCUGCUGGAGUCACUAAACCCAGACAGAGGCUGCGAACGGGAAAUGCGCUUUCUGACGAGAUUAAAUACUUACGAGAUUAAUACUCAGGAAUUAAAUACUCAAAUCUCCCUUUCUGCUGACGUCGGGCAGGCAGCAUGCCCGGCUGGGGAUGGAAUGGCUCAUCCCACUUCCCUACCCGAAGCCGUGGCACCCGCUGUGGAGUUUACGCGUGGUUUUAGCAUCGGUCGCUCCGUUUGUCUCACACCUCAUCUUACACCUCCCCGACGCAGCGCGGCCCCCGCCUCGGCUGUGCCCCGGCUCCCAGAUCUCCUGUGCUGGGACUCGGCCACUGCCCGGCAGCAAAACCUUGUCCCUGAAGUGCAGAGACCUCCUGGCUGCACCCCCAGCACCUCGCAGCAGGGUCGGGGGGGGGGGAGUUUCCCUUCCAACCCCCCAUCACUUUACCCCGGAGGUUUUUAAAGUUUAUUUUUGUGACUGUAAAUUUGCCUACAAACAGCUCACUGAAUCUUAACCUGUUUUCUCCCCUGACGUGUUUUAGCUCCGGAAUUUAUACUCGCAUCCCGGCUUUUUAAAAGAUCGUGUAUGUAAAUAUAUAAUAUAUUUUUACAUUGUUUAUGCUUCGUUUGCACGCUUGGUGUAAGAGUCGGUGCUGCGGUGGGAUGAUGUAAUUCACUGCCUGUAUCCCGGUGGCUGCUUGUACUAAACCACACUAUAACCUGUAUGUGACACCACGGUAAGAGCAGAAAUACAAGUCGUUUUUUCUCACCAAA
This is a messenger RNA of Athene cunicularia (burrowing owl), 2872 nucleotides long. RefSeq names its product solute carrier family 48 member 1 (gene SLC48A1). The record is from RefSeq and is a predicted model, not a curated record. Gene Ontology annotation, biological process: heme transport. NCBI's taxonomy places the organism in Eukaryota, Metazoa, Chordata, Aves, Strigiformes, Strigidae. The transcript is spliced from 3 exons. Gene Ontology annotation, cellular component: lysosomal membrane; plasma membrane. Bases 16 to 399 code for a protein of 127 amino acids. Gene Ontology annotation, molecular function: heme binding; heme transmembrane transporter activity.